UGAUUUCUCUCUUUUCGAUAAGUUUCGUUUAGGUCCUGGAAAAAUGUGCUAAAGUAUUUUUGGUUAUCCGUAAGCAAGUCCCACUCGAAUCGCUACUAAAUUCGUCGAGACCACAACCGUUGAGGUCAACAUAUAAAUUAAAGUUCUCUAUUUGUAAAGGAAAAAACCACUUCGAUGGCCAGUGCACAGUUGCAGAGUUUCGAAUCGGAUGUUUUUGAAGGGCAGUCCAGGGACUUUAAGGAUCAGCAGGCAGCCAUUCUGCAGGAUCACCAGGAGCAGGAAAAUUUCGCACAAGAAGGCAACAGUGGGGAACUAAUUGAUGAAGGGCUGUACGAAGUGGAGUACAAGCAUCCAUUGGAGCAUGUGUGGACUUUGUGGUAUUUGGAGAACGAUCGCUCCAAGCACUGGAAGGACAUGCUGAACGAGAUCACCCAGAUCGAUAGUGUGGAGACCUUCUGGAGCUUGUACUAUACCAUCAAGACGCCAUCGGAGCUGAAGAUCGGAUGCGACUACUACAUGUUCAAGAAGGGCAUUAAACCCAUGUGGGAGGACGAGGCCAACAUCAAGGGAGGCCGCUGGCUGGUCAAUGUGGGCAAAAGUGCCAAGUUGGAACUGGACCGGAUUUGGCUGGACAUCCUCCUCAUGAUGGUUGGGCAAUCCUUUGACCACUCUGAUGAAAUCUGCGGCGCUGUGAUCAACAUUCGCGCCAAGAGCAACAAGAUUUCUGUUUGGACUGCCAAUGGCAACAACGAGUCGGCCAUUCUCGAGAUUGGCCAAAAGCUGAAGAUGCUCCUGCAUUUGCAGUCUCAUAAUCUGCAGUACCAACUCCAUUCUGAUGCAAUGUGCAAAAUCAAUUCGGGCGUCAAAUCGGUUUACACUCUCUAAAUACGAGUGAAAAGGUCCUCUUCGUUAUUUUAUUUCUAUUUUUAUACAGCAGAUUCGUAGAGUGUGGAAGAUGAGAUUGGCUUAGCGUUCGCCUAAACCAAAUUGUUCGAUAAAUUAAAUUGAAGAUCUAAACAAAA
Molecule: messenger RNA, 1022 nt
Organism: Drosophila ficusphila
Lineage: Eukaryota; Metazoa; Arthropoda; Insecta; Diptera; Drosophilidae
Gene: eIF4E5
Product: eukaryotic translation initiation factor 4E1
Exons: 3
Coding region: 175-885 (236 amino acids)
Biological process (GO): translational initiation
Cellular component (GO): eukaryotic translation initiation factor 4F complex; cytoplasm
Molecular function (GO): RNA 7-methylguanosine cap binding; translation initiation factor activity
Source: RefSeq, a predicted model, not a curated record